AUGUCUACUCCCGCAAAACCCCAUAACGUGUGCAAAGGGUGCAGAUCAAGAAAGAAGAAAUGCGAUGGUAAUCGACCGUCUUGCUCAUCAUGCACCGUGAGAGGGCAGCUCUGCUACUAUGAAAGAAGCGACAGGCAGAAUCUUGGCCAUCGAAUUUCUGGUCGUGUAAAUGGAGGAAUCGCGAUGAAUCCCGCUCUCCAGGACUGGACUUCAUGGCCGGUGGACGAAAUCGACGCGCUUCUAGGAUUAGAUGCCAUUGAGACUAUCCCAUCUUGUAUGGCUGGGUCACAGCUGGAGGAUUCUCACGAGUGGAUGUCCAACAAUGAGCUGCUAGGAACUGCCGUUCAAGAUUCUUUCCCUGCUAAUGUGAACCUCGCUAUACUUCAGAAUAUUGGUUCACACACGACACAUGUACCUCCGCCUCUGAAGUCACCGCCAGAACUGCCAGAGCUACCAGAGAUACUGCAGUUGAUCGACUUGUUCUUUGACAAGUUCUAUCACUAUGUGCCCAUAUUUCACCGACAGGCCUUGCUCUCUGCUAUUGAGUCUCAAGGCAUCCAGGGAGUACCGCCGGUCUUGCUCUUCUCCAUCAUUGCUAUUUCAUCCAGCGCCCACCCUGACUUACGGAUACGAGAAUCUCAGAGAAUCUGGUACGAAGAGGCAAAGAGCCGAGUCUCCAAAGAUAUACAACUGUCGCACCAUGUUCUUCAAACUUUGCAAGCCGCAGUCCUGGUCGUCUAUCUGGGACUGGCAAUGGUGGAUUAUUCGCCGUGUAUAGUCAUUCUCGGCGAGGCUUGGAGAAAGACUGUUGCCAUCGACCACCACAGCUAUGGCGCUACCUUGAGAAAUAUGAUUGUAGAGUCAUUAAGCACCCAAGAAAAAGCGACGUGGGUAGAGAGAGAGGAGUUUGUAAGAACCGCAUGGAUGCUUUUUAUUAUGGAUCGAGCCAUGUGUUUUCCGAUCGGAUUGAUGCAUGCAAUAGACGACCGGAGGAUGACGAUUGAGCUUCCAAUGUCGGAGCAUGACUUUCAAAGCACCAAUGGGCCUGUUUCAAGGCAUUCUAGUCGCUUCUCUCAUAACCUAAGUAAGCUGAUCUCAACCAUUCGAGACAACAGCUUGCACGGUGUGGCAAAUCAGCUGCAAUACAUCAUUCUGGUUUAUACCUUAAUUGGCCGCAUCAGCGAAGCGCUUGACGCUGCCAACGAUGAAGAAGAGCAAAUGGAGCGAAUGGAGCGAAUAGAGUCGCUUUGCAAUAAUCUCAUUGAGAUUCGCCUGAUGCUUCCGCGCUCUGCCACCGAGCUUUCAUUUGCCAACUAUGACGAAUUUACGCAGGUCCUUUGGCUCAAUAUUGGCUUGAGCACCUGUACUAUCCUCUUACACCAGAGGCCUCUUCACGAAGGCGAAACCCUCGACGAUACUGGAACGGAAAUGGCUAACAACUGGCCACGCUGCGUCGCCGCCGCUCGAGCCUCAAUAGCCAUCCUUCGAGAUGCUUCUCGCGUGUCUAUAGAUUUCGUGAGCAAUGCGCAUAUUCCGUGUCUGCUCUUUUCCAGCUGCAGGAUCCUGAUGAAUGAAUACUUUUGCCCCUCAAAGCAUCAAAGAGAAGCUAGGGACGGUGGCCAGCCGCCUAUGGGUCACGAUCCCAAGGUGCGAGAAGACUUGCAAGUCAUUGCUUCGACGUAUGCGAGAAUGAAGGAGGAGUGGCCGGCUCUGGGCAAGAAAUUCGGCAAGGGAAUGUACUUUUAUCUGCAUCAAGGGGCAGAAUUUGCGCGAAAGUCAAAGAUUGCCGGUGCUCGAAGUCUAGUUGGAGUGUGCGACAACUGGGGGACUAUUCCUGAUGACUAUAAACUGGACAUUCCAAGCUGA
Messenger RNA from Trichoderma gamsii, 1866 nucleotides. RefSeq lists its product as hypothetical. Gene Ontology annotation, biological process: DNA-templated transcription; regulation of DNA-templated transcription. The transcript has 2 exons. Bases 1 to 1866 code for a protein of 621 amino acids. Gene Ontology annotation, molecular function: DNA binding; DNA-binding transcription factor activity, RNA polymerase II-specific; zinc ion binding. NCBI's taxonomy places the organism in Eukaryota, Fungi, Ascomycota, Sordariomycetes, Hypocreales, Hypocreaceae. Gene Ontology annotation, cellular component: nucleus. The record is from RefSeq and is a predicted model, not a curated record.